AUGGCUGCAGAGGUCGUUAGUGCCCCGAUGGAUACGGAGAAGCAACUUCAAGAGACAGUGGUUCAUCUUGAAGAUGCGUUGGCCAAUCUUAACAUUGAUCCCAAGGACGCUGAUGAGGCGUUUGAAUUUCUUCGCGACCACCCGAACGCCGACGGUGUCACCCAGGAAGCUUUGAGUAUUCUGGCCGAUGAACAAAAGCGGAAGAAGCUCCUGCGGAAGAUUGACUGGGCCAUUCUCCCUUGUAUGAUUGCCACUUACUUCCUCCAAUUCUUAGACAAGACGACCAUUGGGUAUACGGCGGUCAUGGGAUUACGGGAAGAUACCCAUCUUAAGGGCCAGGAGUAUUCGAAUGUUGCCAUGAUCUUCUACGUCGGUUAUCUUGCUGCCGAAUUUCCAACUCAGUAUAUCUCGCAACGGGUGUCGAGACUUGGAAAAUAUCUCGGUGUGAACAUCAUCCUCUGGGGAGCAGUCCUGGCAGCCCACGCAGCUUGUCAAAACUACGCGGGUCUGAUGAUCUGCCGCGCUCUCUUGGGAGUUUUCGAAUCUUGUGUGACGCCAACUCUCGUGCUUGUGGUUGCCAUGUGGUAUAAGAAAUCCGAACAAGGACGAAGAAUCUCCUAUGUCUACGUUUGUAACAGCUUGACAUCCAUCUUUGCUGGUUUAGUCUCGUGGGGCGUGUCUUUCUCGAAGAAUAAGAGUUUUGCGAGCUGGCGGAUCUUCCUUCUGACGAUUGGUCUUGUGACUGUCGUCGUUGGUGUCUUUGUCUUCUUCUAUCUACCAGAUUCUCCAGUCAAAGCGAGACGAUUCUCUGAUGCGGAGAAGGUAGCGACACUCCUGCGAGUCAAGGACAACCAGUCGGGGACACAGAAUGCCAAGAUCAAGACGUCUCAGCUACGUCUGGUCUUCAAAGAUCCUGGCGUCUGGUUGAUCGCAGUGAGCGUUCUGAUGCUCAGUGUUCCGACGGCGAUCCCGAACUUUUCCAGCAUCUUGUUGACAACGUUUGGCUACAGCGCACAGCAAGCGCUGAUCUUGAACAUUCCUGGUGGCGUGGUCGGAGCAGUCUCAACCAUUCUCACCGGGUACCUGAGCGAUCGUUGGAACGAUCGAAGCCUCGUUAUGAUCAUCAGCAUUCUGCCAACCAUUGCAGCGUUUGCCAUGAUGAUCGGACUUGACCCUGGUGGUGUUCCAAAGAGCAAAGGAGCAUUACUGUUUGCACUUUACCUGUGCAACUCCUUUACAGCGGCUUUCAUGCUCCUUCUCGUCUGGAAUGCGUCGAACCUGGGAGGCCAUACGAAGAAAGUCACCGUCAAUGCUCUGACACUUGUCCUGUACUGCGCUGGAAAUAUCGCCGGCACUGAAUCUUUCCGUGCGUCUGAAGCGCCUGGAUAUAUCAGUGGGAAGGCGGCCAUCAUGUCCACCUUAUCGUUCCAAGUGUUGGUGUGCUUGGCCCUUAGAUUCCGAAAUGACCGGCUCAAUAAGAAGAAUCGAGAGAAGCUUGCCCUUAUGAGCGAAGAUGAGAAGGAUACACUGCGGCAACAAUUGGCCUAUGCCGACAAGACGGACAGAGAGAAUCCAUUCUUUCUUUACACACACUAG
Molecule: messenger RNA, 1596 nt
Organism: Fonsecaea erecta
Lineage: Eukaryota; Fungi; Ascomycota; Eurotiomycetes; Chaetothyriales; Herpotrichiellaceae
Product: MFS transporter, ACS family, allantoate permease
Exons: 6
Coding region: 1-1596 (531 amino acids)
Biological process (GO): transmembrane transport
Cellular component (GO): membrane
Molecular function (GO): transmembrane transporter activity
Source: RefSeq, a predicted model, not a curated record